AAAAAGAAAGGGAAAAAUAAAAUAAAAAAUAACGGGGAAAAAAAACGCGGCUGCUCUAUGCACCAAAAAACCAGAGAGAGAAGAGACUCUUUCUGCUAAUCGAUUCCAGCUAUAGAGAUCGCACCAAAGCGACCCCAAAACUUCAGGUUCCAAAAAUCAUUCUGUUUUUGUUAAAGAUCCUCUAAUUUGAAUUGGUUUAGUUUUUGGAAUUUAAACAUCAAUUUUCUAGUCGGUGCCGUGGAUUUGGAUUUUGUGAUCGUGUCUGGUUUUGAUCGUUCCAUUGGAAUCCUCGGUGGGUUUUCGGGUCUGUGAAAUGGGUCAGGUCCAGUUCUAUGGUUGGAUUUGCGGAGGGGGAGGUCUGAGGUUGUGGGCUUGAUUGGUUGGUUCUUUUUUGAAUUUAUUAUUUUUGUUCUUUUUUGAUGAUUUCUUUGGAAAGGAGAGAUGCGAGAAAAGAGCUAGGGUUAGGGUUUGGCAGUGGGAGAGAGAUGGAGGACACUGAGCUUGAAGAAGGGGAGGCUUGCUCAGACCAUAACAACAACGAUGGUGAUUAUGAUGCAAGCAUGGACCCUGAUAUUGAUCUCUCUUACCUAGAUGAGAAACUUCAGGAUGUCUUGGGACACUUUCAGAAAGAUUUUGAAGGUGGAGUUUCGGCGGAGAAUUUGGGGGCCAAGUUUGGUGGUUAUGGUUCAUUUUUACCUACCUAUCAGCGCUCUCCUAUUUGGUCUCAUCCAAGGACUCCGCCAAAAAUUCAGCACCACAAUGCACCAAAGUCUCCAAACAAUUCCGAAGUGGAGGGUGGCCGGCGUGUCUUAGUAUCUUCAUCAAUUGCACCUCAAUCAGUAAAACCUGAACCUGCGUGUGCUACUGUGGUGUCACUGACAGCAUCAAAAUCAUCCUCCUCCUCCAUGAUUACUUCAGCCAAACAAGAAGUAGGCAUGCCAUCUACUAAUCUUGCUAAGGAACAUAUUGCAAGAUAUGAAUCGGUAAACAGGAAAUCUGCUAAUAUACCGGACCAAAAAAUGCUGAAGGUUCGAAUUAAAGUGGGUUCCGGUAAUUUGUCGACACAAAAAAAUGCUGCAAUCUACAGUGGUCUUGGCCUUGAUGUGUCACCGUCUUCAUCAUUGGAUGAUAGCCCUUCUGGAAGUGAAGGGCUGUCUCAUGGUCCUCAAGAUUCACCAUUUGAAUCUCCUGCUCAUAUUCUUCAGAUAAUGACUUUCUUUCCAGUGCAUGGGGGCAUAUUGCUAUCACCUCUUCCUUGUGAUUUGAUUCAAUUGUCAGAAAGGGAAAAGCUUCAUAACGGCGCAUUGCCUGCCCUUACCAUUGGCCCAGAAAGUUCUGGCAUUAUAAUUAAUGGGUUGGAAUCUGUGAGAGGUGAUGGAAAAGUGUUGGGAGAAAAGAAAAUUAAGUCACUGGAGAGGAAUGAAGUAUCAGCAGAAUCAAAAAGUGAAAAUAACAGGGAUUUUAGGAGCGGUGUUGAUGCUUUGCCUAAAAAGGAGUUAGAUCUUGACACUUUGGCCUGUGAGGAACUUGUUUCUAACACAUUAAAGCUCCCACUCCUCUCCAAUUCAUAUUCUGUUCCUGAUGAAACAAAAGGUACAAUUAGGGCAUCUAAUGUACCCAGGGAAGUGUUCAAGGGUGGAGUGAGGGACAAAGGAUUUUCUGAUGUAAUAAAGGAGGAGCUGUUGGGGCCAAUGUAUACACAUGAAGAUGCCUGGAUUGAGAAUUCCAAAGCCACUUCAGCUGGAAAGAUCUGGGAAGACAAGAAAGCUAGUUCUUUUGACAGUGUUUCUGUAUAUCCUAGGAAAGAUGGCCAUCGAAAGGGAGAAAAGCCUUAUGGCUCUGUCAAGAGCGACUCAAUUAUUUCAAAGGGGAUGAAAGCUGUGAGCUCUGAACUGACAGACACUCCCAAGCAGAAGGCUGAUCAGAAAGUUAUGUCCCAUGAACAAGAAGGCACCAAGUUUCAUUCUGGAAAGGAGCGUUUAUCUUCUGAAGGGAAAAAGAAACUAAAAGGAAAUCAAAAUCGUGGAAAUGUGGUUGCGGAGAUGCUAAAAGAUGGCUUGGCAGGUGGCUCUUCUUUGGUGACCAAAAUUAAGAAGAGCGCCUCUGCAGAUGACCAUACAACUAAGGGAGAGUUGGAAGACACAAAAUCACAGAAGAAUACUGGAAAAGCUGGGGAUAGGUACAGAGACUUUUUUGGGGAUAUUGAACUAGAUCGAGAAGAAAAACAUAUGAGUCCACUGGCAAUGAGUCAUGAAGAUAGACAGAAAGAAUUUGACUUGGGUGAAAAGAGUGUAUGUUUCUCAGAGAGAUCAAGUGGUAAGAAAAUUGAUAAGCUGUCAACAUCUGAGGUGCAUCCUAAAACAGCUACUGGCAUUGGUUCCUGCUCUGAAAAUGGGCCCAUAUCUGAUGCUGGUCCUGCUGCAACUAUCCCUGCUGCAACACAAGAUAACUGGGUCUGUUGUGACAAGUGUCAGACAUGGCGGCUUCUUCCGCUUGGUAAAAAUCCUAAUGACUUACCUGAGAAGUGGCUUUGUAGCAUGCUUGACUGGCUGCCUGGUAUGAACCGAUGUAGUUUUAGCGAGGCAGAAACAACAAAGGCUGUAAUGGCAUUGAACCCUGUUCCUCAUCCAUUGAGUCAAAAUAAUCUGCAGAUCAAUCCCAGUGGGGUUAUAUCCAAAGUAACUUUGGUUGACGAUCAGCUGGAUCGGACUCACCAAAACUUUGGUUUGCAUACCAUGCCCACUGGUAAGAAGAAGGCAGGCAAUGGUCCUGCUCCAUUGUCAAACUCUGUGAAGAAGGGAAUACAGUCAUCAGUGGCAAAUGGAAGCUUGAAUGGUGUGAACCAACCUAUGGUAGGUGAACCUGAUUUUCUAAAAUUGUGCAAUUCUAGUGACUUGGCUGCAGAAAAACACAAAUAUAAGCAGAAAGAGAAGCAUAAAGCACUUGACAGCUGUUCUGAUGGAGGUGAUGUUAGGCAAUUAAAGAUGAAAGGCAAAAGGGAUUCUGAGCAAGAUUUAUUCAGGGCCUCCAAGAAAAUGAAAACUGAAGGUUUGCCACAAGAUUGGAUAUCGGAUCAAGUUAACAUUGAAAAAUUAGGUCCUAGCUCAAGUAAUGGUUUACCUUCUAUGUCAUCAGAAAAGAAUUUGCCCAAAAAACAGGGCCGCACUGCUUCUAAGGAUCAGACGCAAGUUUCUGCCAGAAAAUCAAAGGAUGAAGUUCUGAUGUCCUCAGAUGAUGUUCCCACAGAUAUAGGAAAGGGGGAUGAUAGAGAAGUUGGCAAGAAGAGAAAAGUAAAGGAAAGUCAUGAUUCUCAACGUAAUCCAGGCUCCCUUUCAAAUAUUCUCCAGGAUAGCAGGGCCAUAGACAAGGAGGAGUUCAGUGAGAAUGAAUACAGGAAAAAAAAGAAGGCCAGGGUAUCCAGGUCUGAUGGGAAAGAGUCCAGCACGAGCAAGGGCAGUGGUAAAACAGACAAAAAAGCUAGUCAUAGAAAGAACCGGCAAUUAGGGCAAGACAUGGGGAGUUCUGUGUCUCAACGAAGCUUGGAUGGCGUGGAUUCUUUGAAAAGGGAUUCUCGAUCUCUACCUCCUUCUGUAGCAGCUACUUCUAGCUCUUCUAAGGUUUCUGGUUCCCUCAAAACUAAAGUCAAUUUUCACGACACAAAGGGGUCUCCAGUAGAAUCAGUUUCUUCAUCUCCUCUAAGGGUUUCAAUAGCAGGUGGUCGGAGAAGAUGCUCAGAUGGUGAAGAUGAUGGUGGGAGUGAUCGAUCUGGGACAGCAAAGAAGGAAAAAAUUCUUGAUGUGCUUAAUCAUUUUAAUCAUGCUUCUGGUGGUAAAGCUAAACAGCAAAUUGUGCCUUCUCCUGAUGUCAGAAACCAUCACUUCGAAAAUGGUGGUGCAGAUUAUUUAGGUCAAGACACUCGGUAUCCUAGUAAAACUACCACUUCAGACCGAUGUCGUAAUGAUGAUAGACAACAUGAAAAUCAUACUAAUGGGUCCCGCCAAAGGAAGUCUGGAAAGGUAUCUUCUUCGAGAUCUAAAGACAAGAACAAAAAUUUAAAUUCUGAGUUUGACAAUGGUAAAGUUAAGGCUUCUGAUUCUGUUAAUGAACAACCACCUUCCUACGAAGUGAAACUGAAAGAUGGUAAAAAUAAGAUUGCAGAGAAGUUUGGGGUCAGUUCUGAUGAAGGUGAGAAUAGAUAUGUUGAUAAAAAGGACUCUGUGGGACCAUUGUCUAGUGAGAAUAGCAAGAAAGAGGGCCAGUCAAAAUUUCGGGAACACAAUGGUCCUGAUAUUAAAGAACAUGCUAUUUCCAGCCAUGAUACAAACCCUACUCCAAAGAAGAGUUUGCUGUUAGAUGGUGAGGCAACUGGGAGGGGGAAGUCACCAUCAUUACCUCCCUCUGCUGGGGCUCAGAAUGAAAUGUCAUCUCAUUGUCCUCGACCGGUUUCUGGGUCUCACAAAGAAAAUGGAGCAAAUAUUCCAGUUAAUGCUUUCGACAAUGGUAAUACAUCUAGAACACCAAAACAAAUCAGAAAGGUUGAUCAUCCAAAUGGUCAUCAAAACAGUUCAAGAGAUCCGCUUUCAAAUGGACACAGGAGGGAUCUUGAUGCCCCAAGUCCAGUUAAAAGGGAUUCUUCCGGUCAAGCUGCUACAAAUGCUCUGAAAGAAGCUAAAAAUCUGAAGCACCUGGCUGAUCGACUUAAGAACUCUGGGUCAAGUCUUGAAAGUACAAGGCUUUACUUCGAGGCAGCUCUCAAGUUUCUUCAUGGAGCCUCCCUUUUGGAAACUGGCAGCAGUGAAAAUGCCAAAAUGGGAGAGAUGAUUCAGUCAAUGCAAGUGUACAGUAGCACUGCAAAACUCUGCGAGUUUUGCGCCCAUGAAUAUGAAAAAUCCAAAGACAUGGCUGCUGCCGCCCUGGCUUACAAAUGCAUGGAGGUGGCAUAUAUGAGGGUGAUUUAUUCUUCACAUUCCAGUGCAAAUAAAGAUCGAAAUGAGUUGCACAAAGCUCUACAAGUGGUUCCUCCAGGCGAGUCUCCUUCUUCUUCUGCCUCUGAUCUUGAUAACUUGAAUCACCCAGCAGCAGUGGACAAGGGUUUCCCAGCCAAAGGUAUUAGCUCUCCUCAAGUGACUGGAAGCCAUGUCAUUGCUGCACGAAACCGUCCCAGUUUUCUACGGUUGCUCAAUUUUGCUCAGGAUGUAAAUUUUGCUAUGGAAGCCUCCAGAAAAUCACGGAUUGCCUUUGCGGCAGCUAAUGUAAGCUUGGGAGAAACCCAACGCAGAGAGGGUAUUUCUUCCAUUAAAACAGCUCUUGAUUUUAAUUUCCACGAUGUAGAAGGAUUACUACGUCUGAUAAGGCUUGCAAUUGAAGCCAGUAGCCGCUAAGGAACCCAGUUGUUUGUGGAGAUUGUAUCAAUUUUGGGAGAAAAUGAAAGAGAACUAUUUUUGGCCCAGAUCUCCCUGUUGAAGUAUUUGAAACUUCUGUUGUGAGACCUGUUAUCACUGUCUCACCAGCUCAGUGUUCUAUGUACAUGUGUAUUAUACAGGAGAAAAUUCAAAUUGAGUAUAUUUCUUCAUCAACUUCAGCUGCUUUCUGAGACAAAUGAGGACCAUACAUGUCAAAUCCAUUUGAGGAUUGCUAUUAACGAAAUCUGUUUAUCAACUUCUAGAGAAAUGGUCUGAGGUUGUAAAAAGUGGCAGGUUUUUUGUGGCACUGUAGGAUUGUGUUUGAAGAAAUAAACUAAUAAACAUAGACAAACCCAAUUAUAAAUAUGUUCGGGGUUGUAGAAUUCUGAUAGCAGAGUGAGCCAUCUUUCUGGCAAUUGUUUUUCCCCAGGCGGAGGUCAAUAUAGCUGUCUCUUAAUGCGCUAGUUACAACUUGUUUGGAUACAUCUUAAGGAUGCAAGCUGUAAAAUAUGUCUAUUGACAUGACAUCUUAGUUCUACAAUGAGGCUGCAUUAACUUCCUUGGUUCAAGCAUUGUGUAAGGAUGGCAUUGAGGUGGCAGUCUCAGGUUAUCUGAUAAUUGCAGUUAAGACAAUUUUCUCUUUGUUGUUAACAUAGAAAAGCAGGAAGAAGUUGGACUAGUUGUGGAUUCAGAAAUAAUUUUGCAGGCAUGUUACCAAGUUAUUUCCUUUUAAGUGACUAUCGUAAUUGUAUAUAUGCAAUCAAGUAGAAUGCGAGCUUCAUUUUUUUUCCCCUUUUUUAGGGUGGGGAGUUAAUUCAUGCCAUAUCCGCCAGUUGUGAGGAUUUAACCGAACUUCAUUCCUUCAGCAGCUGCCUGUGCCUUUUAUCCUCAUUCUGCGUGCUUCCAGAACUCAAGAUCAGACUUCCCUCGACUUGUUGAGCAUUACUUGCAGUUCUGAAAUGAUGUGGUGUAACUGUUGAUCAGAUGAUGCGAAAGAGGUGGUUUUGGUUUCAAGUUCAGCCAAUCCGGGCAGUUUUGGCAAGCAUACCAGCUACUGGAUAUUGAAGUAUUAAUCUUGAUGAAGUGCUUGUAUUUAUAUUGGCCCCUCAACCCAACUGCUGAUAUUGCUUUGUUCAUAUUAAUUGUAAAGUUAGCGACACGUUAGAUUCUGACCAACCCCUGCCCUUCUCCAGGCCAUUCCCACCCCAUAAAAAAUAAGAAGAAAAUCCAACCAACUUACCUCACCUUCACUGUUACUUGUAUAAAAGCAGCAACAUUUAUUUAAAAAAGUUUUGAUAUUCUUUUUUCUUUUC
This is a messenger RNA of Jatropha curcas, 6715 nucleotides long. Its product is annotated as cysteine-tryptophan domain-containing zinc finger protein 3. Gene Ontology annotation, molecular function: zinc ion binding. NCBI's taxonomy places the organism in Eukaryota, Viridiplantae, Streptophyta, Magnoliopsida, Malpighiales, Euphorbiaceae. The record is from RefSeq and is a predicted model, not a curated record.